Girardinichthys multiradiatus is the source of this 2039-nucleotide messenger RNA. RefSeq names its product heat shock protein family A (Hsp70) member 1B (gene hspa1b). Gene Ontology annotation, biological process: cellular response to unfolded protein; protein refolding. The record is from RefSeq and is a predicted model, not a curated record. NCBI's taxonomy places the organism in Eukaryota, Metazoa, Chordata, Actinopteri, Cyprinodontiformes, Goodeidae. Gene Ontology annotation, molecular function: misfolded protein binding; ATP binding; ATP-dependent protein folding chaperone. Gene Ontology annotation, cellular component: blood microparticle; cytoplasm; vesicle.
AGAAAACUCAAAGGCAGAAGCUGGCUUGAAGGCAACUCCCAGGGAAAUCCUUCCUCACCCUAAGUCUUACUGCACCAAGGAGAUUAGCACUAACUGUACAUCUCACCAAGCAAGAUGUCAUCAGCUAAGGGAAUAUCCAUUGGCAUCGAUCUGGGUACCACCUACUCUUGUGUUGGGGUUUUCCAGCAAGGGAAAGUGGAAAUCAUUGCCAACGAUCAAGGCAACAGGACAACCCCCAGCUACAUGGCCUUUACUGACACAGAGAGGCUCACCGGAGAUGCUGCCAAGAACCAAGUUGCCAUGAACCCCACCAACACAAUCUUUGAUGCCAAACGACUCAUUGGAAGAAGGUUUGAUGACCCAGUGGUCCAGUCUGACAUCAAGCUCUGGCCCUUUAAGGUAACCAAUGACAAUGGCAAGCCUAAAGUCCAGGUGAAAAGGGAGAAUAAGGGAGAAAUAAAGACCUUCUGUCCUGAGGAGAUUUCCUCGAUGGUCCUGGUUAAAAUGAGAGAAAUAGCCGAGGCCUUUCUGGGUCAGAGGGUGUUGAAUGCGGUCAUCACAGUGCCAGCUUACUUUAAUGAUUCCCAGAGGCAAGCCACAAAGGAUGCUGGAGUGAUCUCUGGACUAAAUGUUCUGCGGAUUAUAAAUGAGCCCACAGCAGCAGCCAUUGCCUACGGCCUGGAUAAAGAUAAAAGAGGAGAGCGCAAUGUCCUCAUUUUUGAUCUUGGCGGAGGCACUUUUGACGUGUCUAUCCUGACCAUUGAGGACGGCAUAUUUGAGGUGAAAGCCACAGCAGGGGACACACACCUUGGCGGGGAGGACUUUGACAACCGAAUGGUCAGCCACUUUGUGGAGGAGUUUAAAAGAAAACAAAAGAAGGAUAUCAGCCAGAACAAGAGAGCAGUGAGGAGACUGCGCACAGCUUGUGAGAGAGCAAAGAGGACCUUGUCCUCCAGCACUCGGGCCAGCAUUGAGAUUGACUCGCUCUUUGAGGGCAUUGACUUUUACACCUCAAUCACACGGGCACGUUUUGAGGAGCUCAACUCAGACCUCUUCAGGGGAACUCUAGAGCCAGUUGAGAAGGCCCUACAAGAUGCUAAGCUGGAUAAAUCCAAUAUUCAUGAAAUUGUCCUAGUUGGUGGCUCUACAAGAAUUCCCAAAGUCCAGAAGCUCCUAUGGGAUUUUUUCAAUGGUAGAGAUCUAAAUAAGACCAUCAACCCUGAUGAGGCGGUAGCCUAUGGUGCAGCAGUUCAGGCUGCUAUCCUCAUGGGUGACACCUCAGAGAAUGUCCAAGAUCUACUGCUCCUGGAUGUGGCACCCUUGUCUCUGGGCAUUGAGACAGCUGGUGGGGUUAUGACACCCCUUAUCAAGCGGAACACCACCAUCCCCACGAAGCAAACUCAGAUCUUCUCCACAUACUCAGAUAACCAGCCAGGAGUCCUGAUUCAGGUGAUUGAAGGUGAGAGAGCUAUGACCAAGGACAACAACCUCCUGGGAAAGUUUGAGCUCACAGGUCUCCCCCCUGCUUCCAGAGGAGUGCCACAGAUAGAAGUCACUUUUGACGUUGAGAUCGAGAAGAUGGUGCAGGACGCAGACAAGUACAAGGCAGAGGAUGGCAUCCAAAGAGAGAAGAUCGCAGCAAAGAAUUCUCUGGAAUCCUAUGCUUACCACAUGAAGAGCAGUGUUGAGGAUGAUGCCUUGAAAGGAAAAAUCAGCGAGGAGGAAAAAAAACUAGUCGCUGACAAAUGCAGCCAGACAAUUUCCUGGCUUGAGAACAACCAGCUGGCAGAGAAGGAUGAGUAUGAACAUCAGCAAAAUGAGCUGGAGAGGGUGUGCAAACCAAUUGUGACAAAGUUGUACCAAGGAGCAGCAUCAGGGAGCUGCAGCAGCCAGGCUGGAGGUAGCUCUCAUGGUCCCACUAUCGAGGAGGUUGACUAAACCUACGGACUGCAGAAUUUCACUUCUGGUGAAAGAUUUCUGACUGAUCCAAAACUUUUCAUUGUUUCCAGAUAUUAAUAAUAAACAUAUUUUGGAAAACA